GGCGUUUGUUCAGGGGCGGUGCGGGUUACUGCGCAUGCUCUUAACGGGCGAGCGCAAUGUGGCGACUGAACGCAGGGCAAAGUGAUGAUGUAUUCGAUGAGGAGGCGGAUGAACUGCGGCUGCCGAGGAAUGAGUGGAAUAUCUGCAUGGGGCAGCGGCUCAAGGAAGGCUAUAGGGAUGGGCUAAAUGCUGGCCGAGAAUCCACUUUACAGCGUGGCUUCAAUGAAGGUUACCAAGAGGGUGUGAAGAAGAUGUUGGUUCCUGGACAGACGAAAGGGCUUCUGAGUGCCUUGCUAUCGUGGUGUCACGUGAAUGGGAAUGAUCCUAAUCUACUGGCCAAAAUAAACCAACUCCUUGGUGUUGCUGCCCAGCAAGAGGAGCUUAUUUUUAGAAAUCUGAGUGCGCCUCCACAAGAAACCACUGUAAGUGAUGUAACGGAGUGCAUUGAGGGCAUGGGCUUGGACACUGUGCCAGAGAAGCAACCAGAGGCAGGUAGCUGCAGUGGUGCUGAAAGUGAGAACUGCAGCUCUGGCAGUGAGAUUGGAAAUCAUGACUCCGGAAUCAAUACUACCACUUUGUCACAUCAGAUUUGCUGUAGGACUGCACCAGGAAUUGAUGAAGCAGAAAUGAUUAGGCAGCUCUGUCGAGACUGUGCCCUCUUGUUGAAAGACUGUGAGCUACCAUCGGAUAUAGCAUUUCAUUUCCAGCUGUAACCUUAACAAUUUUUUAGAAAAGGGCGUGUGCCCAAUGUUUUCCUACAUCUUUUGGGAGAUUUUAAUGUGGUUAGUUGAAUAUUCACUACCUCUAGAGGCAAUUUAAAAAAUAAACUUAAACUGUAAGGAU
Messenger RNA from Carcharodon carcharias (great white shark), 843 nucleotides. It is a transcript of the gene otulina, whose product is annotated as OTU deubiquitinase with linear linkage specificity a. The record is from RefSeq and is a predicted model, not a curated record. NCBI's taxonomy places the organism in Eukaryota, Metazoa, Chordata, Chondrichthyes, Lamniformes, Lamnidae. Bases 57 to 713 code for a protein of 218 amino acids. The transcript has 3 exons.